Messenger RNA from Triticum aestivum (bread wheat), 3372 nucleotides. RefSeq names its product pentatricopeptide repeat-containing protein At4g15720. The record is from RefSeq and is a predicted model, not a curated record. The transcript has 3 exons. Gene Ontology annotation, biological process: RNA modification. Bases 518 to 2305 code for a protein of 595 amino acids. Lineage: Eukaryota; Viridiplantae; Streptophyta; Magnoliopsida; Poales; Poaceae. Gene Ontology annotation, molecular function: zinc ion binding; protein binding; RNA binding.
GAAUGACGACAGAGUAUCAGGUUCAGUUUUGGACCUCACACGCCGCCCCCUCCGCCCUCUCCUCCCGCCGCCCCGCCGGCGGCGCCCCCAUCGCCUGCUCGUAGUGCCCCAGGGGGAGGCGCCGCUUGCCUUCGCCCAGGCCCAGGCGCUCUCCAGCCCCAUCAGGCCUCCCUCCGCGCGGUCGCUGCGUCGCGGCAGCGGGCCACAGAUCGCGCCGCCGGCGCCUCACAUCUCCUCCCCCCCUGCUUCUGCUCCGGCGGUGGUCGCGAGGCGUGGCGGCUCCUGAUCCGGCCCUGGAACCGGUAGGACGAGGAGGGUUGUCCACGGAACUGCGCAACGACGCCGCGCCGUACGGCCUCGGCGGCCCAGCGACGCCACAGGCACGCACCCUUGGCAGAAGUAGCAGUUGUGCCAAAUUCUACAUUCGUAUAUGAUAUUUAUUAAUAGGAGGUAUCAGUGGUGGGCUGAUCCCUUGGGAGAAUGGAAGGCAAUAACCUUCGGAUGACAAUCCACUCCCAUGGCGGCGACAUCAACCACAGCCACGGUCACACCGCUGUUAAUCCACCUACUGCGCGGCGCCACCGACCACGCGUCUGUAGCCGCCACCCACGCAAAGCUGCUCAAGGUCGGCACCGCCUCCGCCGUCUCUUCUUGCAACCACAUCAUCGCUGCUUACUGUCGAUGCGGCGUCACUGCCCGCGCCCACGACCUGUUCGAUGGAAUGCCCGAGCGGGACGUCAUCUCCUGGACAGCCCUCAUGUCUGGGUACUCUAGCACCGGCCGACCCCGCCUGGCUGUUUCCCUCCUCCGUGACAUGUCUCACAGCGGCGUGCCACCGAAUGCCUUCACCUUCUCGACUGCCGUCAGCGCAUGCGCACGCCUUGCUGAUGCUGGACUUGGGCGGAAAGUGCAUGCCCGUGCUGAGGUCGAGGGCUACGCAUCUGAUGCUGUUGUUGCCACCGCGCUCGUUGACAUGUAUGGCAAGGCCGGAGAUGUGGAGGCUGCACGUGCAGUGUUUGAUGGUAUGGCUGCUCCGGCGAGGAAUGCGGUUUCAUGGGGCUCGAUGCUGUCUGUAUAUGCGCAGAAUGCGCUUGGGCGUGAGGCCAUCCAACUUUUCGCUGAGUUCAGAACCAAAGGUAAUUUCAUGGCGCCCAACCACUUCAUGCUGUCAAGCGUUGUGAAUGCGUGUGCAGGCGUUGGGCGGCUUGGAGUUGGCAAGUCUGUGCAUGGAACUGCCCUUCGGUUUGGGCAUGGAUGUAAUGGCGUGAUUGUUGUGGCCUUGGUUGACAUGUACUCCAAGUGUGGAUUCUAUGAGUACUCAAGAAAGUUGUUUGACAGGAUUGAGCAUCCAUCGGUCAUCUGCUAUACCUCCAUCAUUGUGGCAGCAGCAAAGUAUGGUCUUGGGAGAUGCGCACUCACUUUUUUCAAUGAGAUGAUCGAUCGGGAUGUGCAACCGAACAGUGUUACACUGCUUGGCGUCAUGCAUGCUUGCAGCCAUUCAGGUCUUGUUGACACUGGCCUCCAUCUCCUCCACUCCAUGCAGAGCAAAUAUGACAUCCAUCCAUGCGCCAGCCACUAUACUUGUGCGGUUGACAUGCUUGGCCGGGCAGGACGGCUCGAGGAGGCAUUUGAGCUGGCCAACGAAGCGCAAGUUGAAGGCCGUGAUGCCCUCAUGCUGUGGAGCUCAUUGCUGUCCGCUUGCCGGACACAUAGGCGCUUAGAUCUAGCCACCAGGGCUGCCCACAGAGUGUCAGAGUUCAACCAAGAUGUAGCAGGUGCACUGGUAGUGAUGUCAAACGCAUACACUUCAGCCGGCCAGACUGACAAUGCUGCUGCUGUAUGGUCGAACAUGAGGCGACGAGGCAUACAGAAAGAUCCUGGGUGCAGCUGGAUUGAGAUAAAGGACAUACCCUACGUGUUCUACGCUGGAUUGGUAUCACCCUCCGGUGCAAGGGCAGGUGAAGUGAUGAUGUUGCUUGAUGAGUUAGAGGGUAAGAUGCGGGAGAAGGGUUACAAGGGUGGACUAGGUAGUAGCAGAGUCUUUGAUGCUCAUGAGGAGGAUGGAGAGGACGGGAAAGGCGAGAUGGUUGGAGUGCACAGUGAGUUAUUGGCUUUGGGGUUUGGUUUGCUGGUUAUCCCCAAGGGGAUGACCAUCAGGGUGAUGAAGAACCUGAGGAUGUGCUGUGACUGUCAUGACGCGUUCAAGCUCAUAAGUGACAUUAUGGAGCGCGAGUUCGUUGUGAGGGAUCUGAAUAGAUUCCAUCACUUCAAGAUGGGGUCAUGUUCUUGCAAUGACUACUGGUGAUUCAAGGCUGAAAUCAAAGUGAUUGUCAACUUUAUGAUACAGAAGGAAAACAACUUUUCUCCGAAGAGAAUUUCUCAGUUUUCAAAUCUGUCAGCAGCAACAUUUUUCAGAAGGAAAACAACAUUUUUCCACAAGAAAGUCAAAGGGCGAUGUCAAAAUGUUAGAGCGCAAACCAAUCUUGAUAUUCUUCCAAAGGGAGUCAGUGGCAAGAUUUUGUUGACCAUAGUCUCCAUAGGCCUGGACUUAUCACAUUUGCACAUUAUGAGUCUGACCUAAUCCAACAGAUCAUUUGAAUUCUUUUUAGAAGAUAUGCAACUCAUCUUACAGAACCCAAAAGGUUAAAGUUGUGGACUGUAAGGAACUGGAUUGUCUCUGGCUUUUGGCACUUCAUAAUUCAUACUCUGGUAUGGUGUCCAACAUGAGUAUCUCAUUGUUCUUUAAGAGUAUUUCAGUUGAGUUACAAAUCUUAUGACAGGGUUAAGAAGGUAACCACCAAAAUGUCUGAGAAAGUGGCAGCUGUAACACUGUUAUUUUGAGUUGUGAAGAGUAAUGGAUAUUCUACAAGCUCAUCAGCUAACUCAAAAGGCUGGCGAGAGGUUUCAGCCUAUUACCUGGAGAGAUUGUUGUUGCUUCCCUUCGCAGGUUUGGUGUGUGAUCCCCUUUUUAUGCCAUACUUAAGGCCUACACUAAAAAUAGUUAUUACUGCUGCUUCUCCUCAUAGAAGGCUGUCAUGAUAGUCGAGCUAUCAGCUACUGCAGUCAUAUGCAUAAACGCAGACAAAUUUAGAUGAAACCAAAGCCCUAUUCGGCAGUCAUCCAACUCCAUGGAGUGCACGGAGCGACCCUUCGGCCACUCCGAGAAAGCAGGCUGCGGCCCGCUCCGCUCCGGCACGGAGCUGCGGAGCGGAGAGCUGCCAAACGGGGCGCAAGAUUAUUCUCGUACUAGUGCUGUAUAAGCCAAUAUGUUCUCUUGCAAACUUGCAGACUAGCCUUUCCAUAUUGUUUUGGUGGUUGUUCAUGAAAAAUGUUGGGUGCAUUGCUGAAGUUCAACAACAUGAUUUUCUGGUA